AUGGAUGUAAAGUGUCCAGGCUGCUUCCAAAUCACCACCGUGUUUUCACACGCUCAAACUGUAGUCUUGUGCGGCUCUUGCUCGCAAGUAUUGGCUCAACCUUCAGGUGGAAAGGCAAGACUAAGUGAGGGUUGCUCUUUCCGAAGGAAGACUGGUUAA
Messenger RNA from Synchytrium microbalum, 159 nucleotides. RefSeq lists its product as uncharacterized. Lineage: Eukaryota; Fungi; Chytridiomycota; Chytridiomycetes; Synchytriales; Synchytriaceae. Gene Ontology annotation, molecular function: RNA binding; structural constituent of ribosome. The record is from RefSeq and is a predicted model, not a curated record. Gene Ontology annotation, biological process: ribosomal small subunit assembly; translation. Gene Ontology annotation, cellular component: cytosolic small ribosomal subunit; ribosome. The coding region runs from base 1 to 159 and encodes 52 amino acids. The transcript has 3 exons.